UAAGAAACCUAAUUAGACUUACAAAAAUUCCCGCUUGUUAAGUAAUCUGGAGUGUGUCUUAUAUCAAAUUAAAGCCGGAAAAAAGAAAUUAAUAAAAGAUGAUGCACUUUCGUCGCAAAUAUUUAUAUCUAUUAAAUUGUCGCUUGCAUAAAACCAUUACGUUAACAUACAUACCAAGUUGCAAGAAAUAUUUGCAUACUUCCUCAACUGGUGACAAUCCUCAGGUGGAGAUAAAUUUUUCUAAUGGACGUAAGCUCAACAUAACAAUGGGAAAAUAUGCUCGUUUCGCGAACGCCUCAGCAGUUUGUGAAAUGGGAGACACAGCCGUAAUGGUGACGGCGGUGGCAAAAAGCAAACCUCAGGCUGGUGUUAAUUUUAUGCCGUUAGUGGUAGAUUAUAGACUGAAGAAUGCCGCUUCGGGACGUAUACCUAUGAAUUUUAUGCGCCGAGAAUUGGGUCCCUCGGAAAAAGAGAUAUUAUCUGCCCGCUUAAUAGAUCGUUCGGUACGUCCUUUAUUCCCAUUGGAUUAUAGGACAGAGACACAGUUAGUUUGUAACAUUUUGGCCAUGGACGCGAUAUAUUCGCCUGAUAUUUUGGCCAUUAACGCCGCUUCAGCGGCCUUAAGUUUAAGCGAUAUCCCAUGGAAUGGUCCUAUCGGAGCAGUAAGAUUAGGCUUAUGUGAUGGGGAAAUUGUCAUUAAUCCCACACGCCGCGAGCUACAAAAUUCUCAACUUGAUCUAGUUGUCUCAGCAACUAAACAAAAUCUUGUAGUUAUGCUAGAGGGCAAAGGGAAUAUGGUACUUCAACAGGAUCUCCUCAAGGCUAUUAAACAAGGCACUCGUGAGGCCUAUCAAAUUGUUCAGGAGCUUGAUCGUCUUCAGCGAACAUUUGGAAAGGAAAAGCGUCCAAUAGAACCAAGUCCAACCAACCAAAUGCCAGCAGAUGUUAUUGAAGCUGUCCGCAGUAUGGGCGAAAUGCGUUUACGUGAUAUUUUCCAAGAUUCUCACCAUGAUAAAUUGUCUCGCGAUCAAGCGGUAAAUGAAGUACGAUCGGAUGUUGUGGAUAAAGUCUGGUCUAGUUAUCCGAGUGUAGAACCAGCUGUUAUCACUGAAGAGUUCAAUCGCUUAUGUAAGACAAUAUUUCGAAAUUUAUUAUUCGAAACUAGUAAACGAUGUGAUGGCAGAGAUUUCGCCGAUUUGCGAAAAAUACAGUGUCAGGUAGAUUUAUACAAACCAUUGCACGGUUCCAGUCUUUUUCAAAGAGGUCAAACACAGGUAUUUUGCACGGUAGCUUUAGAUUCCCAAGAAUCUGCAAUGAAGUUAGAUACAGUGACCGCUUUGGAAAGUGGUGUUAAAGCGAAAAAUUUUAUGCUACACUAUGAGUUCCCUCCCUACGCUACUGGAGAGGUAGGGCGCAUAGGCCCCGUGGGCCGAAGAGAACUAGGUCAUGGUGCUUUAGCUGAAAAAGCUUUACUGCCCACUUUGCCCAAUGAUUUUCCUUUCACGGUACGUCUUACUUCAGAAGUGCUCGAAUCAAAUGGAUCCAGCUCCAUGGCUACGGUUUGCGCCGGUUCCAUGGCGCUUAUGGACGCCGGUGUUCCAGUCUCCAGUGCAACAGCAGGAGUAGCCAUUGGCUUAGUCACUAAGUACGAAAAUAAUGAUACGAAACAUUUGGAAGACUAUCGUAUAUUGACCGAUAUUUUGGGUAUUGAAGAUUACAUGGGUGAUAUGGAUAUGAAAGUGGCGGGAACACGGAAAGGCUUCACCGCCAUACAAGCUGAUCUUAAAGUUCCCGGUAUUCCUUUGAAAGUUGUAAUGGAAUCACUACAGAAAGCUACUGAUGCCAAAACGAAAAUACUCGACAUUAUGUCAGCGGUUAUAAAAGAUCCGCGUAAAAUUGGAAAAGAUUGCUGGCCCGUAACUGAACGUUUAACUAUUGAGCCGAAUCAAAGAGUGCGACUAAUCGGACCUAGCGGAAUAAACUUAAAAAAGUUAUAUCUUGAAACGGGGGCCACUGUCACUGCCUUAGAUGAAACUAAUUUUACUUUAUUUGCUCCUUCACAAGCAGCAAUGGACGAAUCUAAGGAAAUUAUUGAAAAUUUACUUGUAGCCAAGGAACGCAUACCAGACUUGGAUUUUGGCGGUAUUUAUUCGGCCAAAAUAAUUGAAAUCCGGGAUACCGGCGUUAUGGUUAUAUUAUAUCCAAAUAUGCCCCCAGCUUUGCUACACAACUCGCAAUUGGAUCAAAGAAAGGUGGCUCAUCCGUCGGCUUUGGGCUUGGAAGUUGGGCAGGAAAUUCAGGUAAAGUAUUUUGGACGUGAUCCUGUUUCAGGAUUUAUGCGAUUGUCACGUAAAGUCCUACAACCUGCAACUGGUAUUGUGCAGACGCUGCAAAAACCAUCAUCGCCGGGAGACACACAUACAAAAACACCAAAUAAUAAAUCCUCGCCAGAAGACUCUUCAGCAGUUUCAUGAAGAUUGUUGUCAGUGAAUCUUUGCUUAAUAAUCCUUGAAUACUAGACUUGUUAUUAUUAGGAUGAGAGCAGUUUUA
Messenger RNA from Glossina fuscipes, 2550 nucleotides. RefSeq names its product polyribonucleotide nucleotidyltransferase 1, mitochondrial (gene PNPase). Gene Ontology annotation, biological process: mitochondrial RNA 3'-end processing; mitochondrial mRNA catabolic process. Gene Ontology annotation, molecular function: 3'-5'-RNA exonuclease activity; polyribonucleotide nucleotidyltransferase activity; RNA binding. Bases 99 to 2474 code for a protein of 791 amino acids. Gene Ontology annotation, cellular component: cytosol; mitochondrion. Lineage: Eukaryota; Metazoa; Arthropoda; Insecta; Diptera; Glossinidae. The transcript has 6 exons. The record is from RefSeq and is a predicted model, not a curated record.